Molecule: messenger RNA, 1026 nt
Organism: Emiliania huxleyi CCMP1516
Lineage: Eukaryota; Haptophyta; Isochrysidales; Noelaerhabdaceae
Exons: 2
Coding region: 195-773 (192 amino acids)
Source: RefSeq, a predicted model, not a curated record
CUCGCGGGCAGCCAAGGUGGUACUGCCCGCUCCUCCGCGCGCGCGCAAGAGGCGGCGAGGCGGCUGCGGCCGGCUGCAGGCAGGGCGUGCAGGCACGCGCGCGUUGCUCUGUGCUCCUCGCUCCGACUGUCCUUCACGCACCGCUCGAGGAGCUGCGCUCGAGCGCCGCGCUCCUCGCUCCGAGACGAAAAGCGAUGCCGAGCAGCAGCCUCGUUCGAUCGCUGUCGUUCACAAGCAGCCAUCGGAGGCGGAACCGUCAGGCGAGGCAGCGGGAGAUUGAGUCGAGUCACUCAGCGAAGGAGCUCGCGACGGUGGCUGCCACUACGAUGGAUGAAGCGGCAGAACUGCAGGCCGCACAGCGCCUGAUAAGUGAACAGCAGCAAAUCGCCUCAGCUUUGCGCGACCUCAUCGCAGCCGUGGCGAGUGGUGCGGACGCGGCAGCAAUCCUGACGGGCGCAGGUUUCCGAGCCAUCCUCGAGCGGCUCUCUCGACAGCAGCACGAGCAGGCGGAGCUGCUCUGCCGCGACUCUUCUGCUGCGGUGGUGAGGCGCCAAUUCCCUACCCUCGUAUCGCAAGGGAACUUGCUGAUGGUCCUCCUCUCGGAUCUCUCGGGCGCAGCCGGUGGCGCGGCAGCAGCGCCACGGCCGCCGCCGCCGCCGCCGCCGCCGCCGCCGCCGCCGCCGCCGCCGCCGCACAGUGCGGCCAGUCAGCUGACCUCGGACACUCGAGCGAACCCUUUUAUGCUACCACACUCCUCGACGACGCCCUGGUAACAGCCGCUGUCUCCUUGUGCAGUCUUGUAAGCACAUCUCAUGAGCAUCCGGGAGAGCAGGUCUAAGAUUUGGGCAACCCUCUACCCCUACUACCCAACCAUUUGUGUAUCAACGUGUCACUGCGGACACGGCCGGAGCGGACACGGUGACCGCCGCGUCCAUGCGGCGAGAAAAUGUCCCGUCCUGCAUGCGGCAAGCUGCACAGCACUCAGCAGCAGCUACGCUGCGGUAUAAAGAAAAGGAGAUGUACCCU